AUGGAGUCAACAAAGAAGUUAUUAGGCUUUCUCUUACUGCUCUGGAUCACAUGUGACGCUGCAGAUUCAUUUCCUGAUUCUUUCUCAAAAAAUGAAAUAUCAAGUUCAAGGAAUUUUGUCGGCGUUUCAUCGCAAAUUAUAGCCAAUGCACUUUUACAGGGUCAAGCAGAAUCGAUAUCAAAUUAUGUGUGCUCGCCUCUUGGAUAUAGCACAAUUUUAGCAAUUCUUGCUGAGGGAGCAAAAGGAAGAACACGAGAUGAAAUCUUACAAGUUUUAGAGCAGCCAACAAAAAAUAUUCAAGAUAUGAGAAACACGUACCGUUCAAUUUUAUCUGACUUUGCUGGAAAUGAUUCAGUCGUUGCUCCUCAAUUUAAAACUUGGUUUUAUAUCUAUAAACCAAACAUCGCCAUAGAAGAAUUCAAGCAGACGCUAAUCAAGGACUAUUUGGUAGAAGUUAAGGAUAUUGAGAAAUUUGAUUAUGAUUUUGGAACCACAAACAGUCAACAAGAUUAUUUUAUUCCAUCAUCAAACAGUCAAGACUCAUUGAAUUUUGAUGAUUUAAACCAAAACAAGCCGCUUGAUGAAGUUGAUGAAUUUAAUUCUAUGAAGUCGGACAAUUUGGAAACUACAGUUAGGGAUGCAAUAGCUGAUUAUGACCAAAUCGAUAAAGAUGAAAAAUCUAAAGUUUCUAAAUUCGACAAGGAAAUUGAUGAUAAGCAAUAUGUUGAAAAAUCUGAAAUACCUACAGAAUCCAAUAAUGAGGAAGAGACAACAUUAAAUUCUGUGUUGAAUGAAAAUGAAAAAGGACCGGAAAAGUUUGUGCUGCCUAUCAGAAAAUUUAUUGAUGAUUCUAUGGAAAUUAUGGAAGCACAAGAAAAUAAGAAUUUUGUAAAUGGGUUUGGACGAGCACAGCCACUUCAUUUAUUGGGAGAUGUUACAUCAGCUCUAAGUGGAAAUGCAAUUAUGGGAAGAAAAACGGAAUUAAAAGAAUUAGAAUCAAAAAUGCUUCUGUUUAACGGUCUUUACUUCAGAGGAGAUUGGGCUCAAAAGUUCGACAUGUUGAAUGAACUAAAGUCAUUUGACUCAGUUAAGGGAAAACAGGAUACUAAGUUUAUUACAACGAAUGGACUUUUUAAAUAUGUCGACAUCCCAUCUAAAAAUUUAAUUGCUGUGGAAAUACCAUACAAGAAUGAUCGCUAUGCUUUUCUUAUUGUAAUGCCAAGUACAUUGAAUGACAUGAAGCAACAUUGCAAGCAGUCAAACUACAACAAUCUCAAUGAAAUUGUAGGGCAGAUGGAACUUAAUAAUAUUAAUUUGUUAAUGCCACGUUUUAGAUAUGAAUGUACAAGCCGUGCUGAAAAAGCUCUUGGAAAGCUUGGAGUGACCACAUUAUUCACAUCAAAAGCUGAUUUGAGUGGAAUCACGGAAGAUUCUAAAGGAUUACAAAUUGAAGAACUGGUUCAACAUGUUGCUGUUAGAAUUGAUGAGGCAUCAAGUAGUGAGUCUGCAUUGAGUGCUGGCAAUGUUCAAGGACGAAACAAUGUAAAAGCAACAGAAGUUUUGAUCAAUAAACCAUUCUUGUUCUACGUUCGAGAUACUUUAAAUGACGUCAUUUUGAGUGCAGGAAAAAUAAUGGAAAUCCCAAAAGAAGAAGAUCUUGACGUUAUUUUUAACAUUUGA
Messenger RNA from Chironomus riparius, 1680 nucleotides. The record is from the annotation of a GenBank genome assembly. NCBI's taxonomy places the organism in Eukaryota, Metazoa, Arthropoda, Insecta, Diptera, Chironomidae.